Molecule: messenger RNA, 4364 nt
Organism: Haliotis rubra (blacklip abalone)
Lineage: Eukaryota; Metazoa; Mollusca; Gastropoda; Lepetellida; Haliotidae
Product: formin-like protein
Biological process (GO): cortical actin cytoskeleton organization; regulation of cell shape; cell migration
Cellular component (GO): cytosol
Molecular function (GO): small GTPase binding; actin filament binding
Source: RefSeq, a predicted model, not a curated record
AGCCCGUAUGCUACAGGCGACACAUAAAGCCCUCUUUCACUCCGAUACACCACUGUGGGCGCACGGCAACGCCGAGGGAAAAGGGAAGUAUUUUGGAGGUUUUCAGCCGACUAUGUUCACAUUUUAAAAAACUUCACAACACAAAUAGGCCUCCAAAUGCAAAAUAGGCCGGCCUACUCAAACAUUGAGGAAAGGUCGGAGUUUCUCCCACAUUGUAUCCGACAGUGAUGAAUUCGACAACAUGUACGGGGACUACAGCGUGACGGGGCGGUCGGAUAUGCAUUUCGAUAUGGACAUCGAGGUAUCGUCAGAAAAACAAAUCCCCAUGCACAAGAUGGGGAAUUCUUCAUCCAACAGCCACGACCAUCGAGGGCUGGAACAGCGAAAGACGUCCAUGCCGAUUCGUCUGCCCAUGCCGGACUCUCACGAGUUGGAAAGACGGUUUACAAAGGUUUUGAAUUCUAUGGACUUACCUCCUGACAAAGCUAAAGUACUAAAAAACUACGAUGAUGAGAAGAAAUGGGAUUUAAUCUGUGAUCAGGAGAGAGUUCAUGCAAAGGACCCGCCACAUGUGUACCUGGACAAGCUACGGACAUACCUUGACCCACGAGCCACACGUAGCUCCAGACAGCGAAUGUGUAUCGCUCUCCACACCAUGGUAACGUUCCCUCAGUGUACAGAAAGUAUUCCUGUGCCUCCGUAUCUAAAGCGAAAAAUCCUGGGUGAUUCAACCUCCACUCAAGUAUUACGUGACCUCGAGAUCUCACUCCGAACCAACCACAUAGAAUGGGUGCGUGAGUUCCUCAGUGAAGAAAACCAAGGAUUGGAUGUCCUGGUGGACUACCUGUCAUUCACUCAAGUUGUCAUGAGACGAGAACAGUUGUUGAACAAGGAGAAGACUUCCAGCCUGGAGUCUGGGUUGAGUCGGAGUCCUGGCCGGAGGUUGCGGCGCUCCAACACCCUAGGCUCACCGCGAUCCAUAAAAUACUCGAGUAAACUAAACAUGGGGGAGGCGAGGGAUGAUGUGCAUGUGUGCAUAAUGUGCUUGAGGGCAAUCAUGAACCACCAGUAUGGUUUCAACUUGGUGAUAGCUCACAAGCACGCCAUCAACUGUAUAGCGCUCAGUCUCAACCACCGGAGUCUCAGGACAAAGGCCCUGGUGUUGGAACUGUUAGCUGCUGUCUGCCUAGUCAGUGGGGGGCAUGAAAUCAUUCUCUCUGCAUUUGAUAAUUUUAAAGAGGUCUGUGAUGAAGGACACCGGUUUGAGACACUGAUGGAUUAUUUUAAAAACUAUGAGGAAUUUCAUAUAGACUUCAUGGUCGCGUGUAUGCAGUUCAUCAACAUCGUGGUCCACUCUGUGGAGAACAUGAACUUCAGAGUGCAUUUACAACAUGAGUUCACAGAGAUAGGACUGGAUGACUACCUGGAGAAACUUCGGAACACAGAGAGCGACCGACUGGCUGUGCAGGUACAUGCGUACCUAGACAACAUGAUCGAUGUGGCUCAAUUGCUGGAAGAUUCGGAGACAAAGACGGAAGCUUUGGAGAAAGUUGCUGAGCUGGAAGACGAUCUGUCUCAGGUAAACGAGAGGUUACAGGAGGUGGAAGAAGAAGCUAUGGUUAAAACAGUGGAGUUAGAGAAACAAUUAUCUGAAACAACAACAGAGUUGGAAGAAAUCAAGGAGGACUUGCGUGAGAAGGAGAGCGAGAUGAACACGUUACGGAAGACGGUGAACGAAAAGGAUGAAGAGUCACGGAAACGGCAGUCAAUGCUCGACGCCAAGCUGCAGGAGUUGGAGGUCCUCAAGAACCAAGUUGGAACUGAACCAGUUCUGCCUAACGGACUCCCCCCUCCCCCUCCUCCAAUUGCCCCAGUCAGUGCUCCGGCGGUGGCGCCUCCUCCUCCUCCCCCUCCACCUCCACCUCCUCCACCCCCAGGCUCCGGUCCUCCACCCCCUCCACCACCCCCAGGGGGAGGCAUCCCCAACAUGUCUGCUAUGACAAUCAAGAGGAAGAUCCAGACCAAGUACAGGUUGCCAAUACUCAACUGGACUCCACUCAAACCACAGCAAGUCAAGGGGACCAUUUUCUCCGAUCUGGAUGAUGAGAAGCUGUAUGCGGUAAUAGACUUUGAGGACUUUGAAGAAACAUUUCGUCUGGGUCCCGCUGGUCCAAUGCGUCAGUCAUCAACCGGCACGCCGAAGUUGUUGAGGAAGAACAAGAAGCCAGAAAGUAUUUCCUUGAUGGAGGCAAACAGACUCAGGAAUGUUGCCAUCACGAGAAGGAAGAUGGACAUGACCAAUGAGGAAAUAGUCAAGGCCAUCAUGGGCCUGGACUUGAAAAGACUGUCCUUGGAUAUGGUCGACAUCCUUCUCACCAUCCUCCCGAAUGAUCAGGAAGCCAAGGCAUACAAGAUGUAUGAGAGGGAGAAGAAAUCUGUUGAUAACCUGACUGACGAAGAUAAGUUCAUGAUGCAGUUGUGCAAGGUAGAACGUCUUGUUCAUCGACUGACAAUCAUGAGCUUCAUCGGUAACUUCUAUGAUAACUUGCAUCAUCUCCAGCCGCAAGUUAAUGCUAUCAUUGCUGCCUCCAUGUCUGUAAGAAGCUCAACGAAAGUGCGGAAACUGAUGGAGGUGAUCCUUGCUUUUGGGAACUACAUGAACAGUUCAAAACGUGGAGCUGCCUAUGGUUUCAAGCUGCAGAGUCUGGACAUGCUGGUGGACACCAAGUCUGGGGACAAGAAGGUCACUCUCAUGCACUUCCUGGUGAUGACGAUACAGGAGAAGUUCCCGGAUCUCAUGAACUUCGACACCGAGCUCAGGUUCAUAGACAAGGCAGCCGUAGUUUCGAUGGAGAACAUCACCACAGAUAUUCAUGAACUAGAAAAGGGCUUUGAUCUGACAAAGCGUGAAGCUUCAUUAAGAAAGGAAAAAGACUCACCAACAAUACUCAAAGAUUUCCUCUCUAACUCAGAAGAUCGCUUUAAGAAAUUGUUGGCUGAUGUUAAAACUGCACAGGAUGCAUACAAGCGUGUAGUGGAGUAUUUCGGUGAAAGUCCAAGGACCGUUGCCCCAUCAACCUUCUUUGCUCAAUUUGUCAGAUUUGUUAACGCUUUCAAGCAAAGUAUUUUGGACAAUGAGCGGAGGAAGAAGCUGGAGUGUGCUAGUAUGAUGGAACCCAACACCCCCAUGGCCAACAAGAAGAAGGACAAGAAGGCCACUCAGGCCGAGAUGGUGUCCGAGCUGAAGAGCAGAAACAGGAACAUCAGGGAGAAGAAGCUCCUCAACAAGGACGAGGUGUACCAUGGGGCACUGGAGGACAUCCUGCUGGAUUUGAAGAACGAGCCCUAUCGAAGAGCUGAUGCCGUGAGACGAAGUCAGAGAAGGCGCGUGGAGAAUAUCAUGCAGGUCCCAACAGGAAGGAGCGAGAUAUUUUAAAUUUUUAUCUCCAAGAGAUAGUCGUCACACCAGGGUUGUCCCUCUUGUUGGAAAUCACCAUCUCAUGUUGAAAACAUCAGGUGACCAAGGGAGAACAGAGAUUUUAAACAGUUCAAUAUGUCUUUUAUCCAAGUUGGACGAUAAAUGAAUUGUCAGCCUGGGUUAUCUUCCCAAUGUUCACGCAACACAAGAUAGUGCCAGGUACUUUUAAAAAGAUCAUGGAGGUUGCAUUUGCAGCUUGUGUACGUGACGUCCAAUCAGAGUGAGUGUAGAUGCUGAUAGAGAUCGACAAACCACAGAGAAAGUAGACUGACUAAUGUGUAGAUCACAGGAAGAUGCAAGGAUUUGUGUUUCCGUGGUUGGUGUAGCGGAAGAGAUUGGACGUGGAAGAAGUGGAAGGGGAGAUAACCCAUGCAGUAUUUCUAACGGAGAUGUUGCGAGCAGGCGGCGGCUUGCUUGUGUUAAUUGUUAUUUGUGUAAGUAACUGAAGCCAUUGACUGCAUAAUGCUAUUGCUAGUUCCUUGUUACAUGCAACACGGACGGACGGAGAGAUUACAGAGUUACCAAAUCAUUACAUGCGUUACUUGAUAUUCAGGAUCAUUAUAGCCGAGUAUGCGGUGGCCAUUUGUCCAGACUGCCUGUAGUUCAGUGCUACGACUUGUAAUCAUUGUUGUACAACAUGAAGUUAUGUUACGCUGAUGGUCAGGGAUGGAAAUGAGCCCCCCGGACCAGUUUUGUUAAAGCUUUACAGCUAGUCGAAUUUCAACCAUUUUUGGUAUAUGCUAUCAUGAUUCAGGGUAGAGGACGGGCUUGGUUAAUUUCCAUCCCUCAAGGACAAGGUCAACUGUGUCAGAAAACUGAAGCUUCAAGUCAUCUGUGCUUGAAAUCACAAUGGUUUAAAAGUACAUUAAUAAAACAUGUCCAUUUU